This is a messenger RNA of Labeo rohita (rohu), 2165 nucleotides long. RefSeq names its product apelin receptor 2 (gene aplnr2). Gene Ontology annotation, molecular function: G protein-coupled receptor activity. Gene Ontology annotation, cellular component: membrane. The record is from RefSeq and is a predicted model, not a curated record. Bases 235 to 1461 code for a protein of 408 amino acids. The transcript is spliced from 2 exons. Lineage: Eukaryota; Metazoa; Chordata; Actinopteri; Cypriniformes; Cyprinidae. Gene Ontology annotation, biological process: G protein-coupled receptor signaling pathway; immune response.
CGUCUUUUGCUGUGAUAUCCCACAGAAAUAGAAGAGGAUUAAGGAGGAAGGAAGUGCCACUCACUUUUUCAACUAAUUCCUGGGAAACAUCUAAAUAUAACAAACAAGAUUCCAGUGGAAAGACAAGUGCUUCCAUCAUCAGUUUAUAAAGAAACAUUUCGUCUUCCAAACCAUUCUUACCCUCUCAAGCCCUUAAAAAAACACUUGCUCUAAGUGCAAGUGUGUGGCUCUCAGAUGUCCGGGUCUCUGCCCUUGCCUUCACCCUCUCCCUUUCCCUCAUGUGACUACAGAGAAUGGUCUGCAACCUGGGUGCUGAUUCCGAGCGUGUACCUCUUGGUGUUCGUCGUGGGUUCCCUGGGUAACGGCUUAGUGCUAUGGGUGUACCUGGACCGCCGAACGAGAGGCCGUGGAAGGAUUGGAAGCGGUUCCAAAUCUUCCCAGACCUCCGAUUCAUCUCCAUGUCCCUCCCCUACAUCGUCACGUACAGUAACAGAGUCUUUAAUAGCCAGUCUAGCAUUGGCUGACCUGGCCUUCGUCAUGACCCUGCCGUUGUGGGCGGCGUACACGGCGCUGGGCUACCACUGGCCCUUCGGACACCUUCUGUGUCAGGUGAGCAGCUACAUUGUGGCACUGAACAUGUACGCGAGCGUGUUUUCUCUGACUGGGCUCAGCGUAGAACGUUACUGUGUAAUCACACGAAAACAUACCAACGGCUCAAAGCAGAAGCGGUCGACCACACGCGCCAAGUGGAUUGUGGGUAGCGUUUGGUUGGCGGCUGGAAUCUUGGCACUUCCUGCUCUGCUUCUGCGGACUGUUAGGGAGGUGGAUUUGGAAGCGGGAGAUGAUGGCUACUUGCAGGACGGACAUGCAUUCUCCUGCUUGUGUGACAUGGACUACUCCAGUUUGAUCUCAAGUGAGCUGGACCCAGCAGCUGCGGAGCAGGCAGAGCUGAUGUGGUCAGCAGCUUUGGGGUUAAAGUCAACUCUGCUUGGCUUCCUGUUACCUCUUGUAGUGCUCCUGCUCUGCUAUGGCUGGCUGGGGCGGCUUCUUUCCCGACACUUCAGCCUAGGCCCACGCCCUGAUCACACGCGCCAACGCAGGCUCCUCCGUAUCAUCAUCACCCUAGUGCUGGCCUUCUUCCUCUGCUGGCUUCCCUUCCACACCAACAAGACACUCUCUGCUAUGGUUGAACUGGGCAUACUUCCCUUUUCUUGCAGUUUUGACCAGUGGUUGGUGGCGGCCCAUCCGUACUCUAUCUGUCUGGGCUACGUGAACAGCUGUUUAAACCCUCUGCUGUACGCUUGCUGUGAUCCAGCUUUCCGGAAGCACUGCAGAGGUCUGCUUGUGUGCGUAUGGGUCAAAUGCAGAGGUCAGAAGGGAGGAGAGGGGAUUGACCACCACAAAAACUCGGCAAUACCAUCAGGGACACACGAAGUGACAGUUAGUAAAGAAGAGCAAUGAUGAGAGAUUCAUUUGGCAGACUCUGUGACAGAGCUGAACUGUUUCUAUGAAAAAUUCUUGAAGAGGACUGUGAGAAUCAGAUUAUUCUGCAAGAUGUAGCAUGAACUUCACCCCCUCAAGAAAACAAGAUGCCAGCAUAGUGUGGGAACUGAUAAACAGACAGGAUCCAGUGAAGGUUUUCUCAUGACAUUGUGGCUGAAGAUUAAAGAGGAGCUUACAAGUUUUAGAUAAACAGCAGCUCAAAUUUCCAGCAUUAUGAUGCAAUUCAAACUGUUUGCACAGUUGGCAUGUUGCUGAAUUAUGAACAGUUUAAGUAUAAAAUUAGCCCUUAUGGACAAUCUUUUUUUAUAUAUAUAUAUGCAACAAAAUUUUGUGAGCCUGUUUAGCAAGGACCUUAAGGAUCAUCAGGCAUGUAUUUUUAUAUUUGAACCUGAAUAUUUCUAAAAUAAAAUUACUGUCUCUCCAAGGAUCUCUACCAGCCCAACACAGCAGCAUUGACGAAACCAACAGUAUGAAUUUGGGUUGGGACUAACUGUAUGAGCAAUGACAAAUUAGGAAGAGUUUGAACUGUCACUUUUGUAAUUACUUUGACACUUGCAGUGCAGAAAUUACAAUUCAAAAAAAAAAAAAGGGGCUUGAUUACAAAACUUAGAUUAUCCACGACUAUGUUUCCAUCUCUAUUAAUAAACCAGAAGACACUAGAA